Molecule: messenger RNA, 1206 nt
Organism: Eremothecium cymbalariae DBVPG#7215
Lineage: Eukaryota; Fungi; Ascomycota; Saccharomycetes; Saccharomycetales; Saccharomycetaceae
Gene: AIM22
Product: putative lipoate--protein ligase
Exons: 1
Coding region: 1-1206 (401 amino acids)
Biological process (GO): protein lipoylation
Cellular component (GO): mitochondrion; cytoplasm
Molecular function (GO): lipoyltransferase activity
Source: RefSeq, a predicted model, not a curated record
AUGAUAAGACUGUGGUCUAGGGUAUCUUUAAUCAGACCCAAUUAUUCUGCUAGGUAUAUCAAAACUAAUAAUCCACCUAUUGGAACCGAUAAUUCAGAAAGUAAUGAGCUUAAGGAACUAAACCACAUGUACAUUAAUAUGUUUACACAAAACUCGACAGAGGAUUCCGUCGAUAGCACCCAUCUAAGUGAUCUGGAAGAAUUAAAUAAGGAAAUAAAUGAACUUUACAGUAUACCGGUAUUGACUCCCGAUCAAUUAGCAUCGAAAGUGGCUAGCCGUGGUAAGUUUAUUAUACGCAGUGUAUCGACGGAUCCUUUUUUUAACCUUGCACUGGAAGAUUUUAUAUUCAAGCAUACGCCGAUACAUAAAAGCUCUCAAUCUAUUACUGAUAGUUCCACUUUCCAACAUGAGCGAUUGUUAUUCUAUGUGAAUGAUAAAUGUGUUGUUAUCGGUAAAAAUCAAAACCCAUGGAAAGAGCUUUACCUGUACAACUUAGUUAACAGACAGUAUGAAUUUGUUCGUCGUAAGUCUGGUGGUGGGGCAGUUGUCCAUGACUUGGGUAAUGUCAAUUAUUCUUUUAUAACUUCUCGUGAAAAAUUCGACCGUGCAUUUUUCAAUCAGAACAUAGUAAAAUGGUUGACACAUUAUACUAAAGAUAUUGGUAUGAAUGCUAGAGGUGAUAUUACGUUAUCGGGUAAGAAAGUCAGCGGAAGUGCAUUUAAAAUUGCAAGAGGCAAAGGCUACCAUCAUGGCACGAUGCUUGUUUCUUCUGAACUUUCUGAAUUUUCUGGACUCUUGAAACCAAAAUCAAUCGAUGGAAUUAAGUGGGAAUGCAACAGCGUAGAUAGCGUUAGAUCUCCAGUUGAAAAUUUAGAAGGUAAAGGUAUAGAUAAUGUUGAUCAAUUCUGUGAUGUUUUGACCAAUGGCUUUAGAUGCCUGAUGCAGGAAGAUGUCCCUCUUUAUUACUGUGAUGAAACAAGUUCUACAACGGAAAUACAUGAUGUUAUUGAAGAACUGAAGAGCUUUAAGUGGCGAUACAUGACAGGGCCGAAAUUCAAAGUUCAUAUUGGUAAUUCUGUGAUACAUGUUGAUAAAGGCCUGAUUACGAAGAGUGACAUACCCGAAACAGCUGGUAUGACUUUCAAUGAUUUUGUGCAUAACCUCAAUGAUAAAUUAUACAAAGACUAUACAGCAUAUGAUAUAUAA